Trichosurus vulpecula (common brushtail) is the source of this 5344-nucleotide messenger RNA. It is a transcript of the gene WDR31, whose product is annotated as WD repeat domain 31. Lineage: Eukaryota; Metazoa; Chordata; Mammalia; Diprotodontia; Phalangeridae. The record is from RefSeq and is a predicted model, not a curated record. The transcript has 11 exons. Gene Ontology annotation, molecular function: protein binding. Bases 301 to 1332 code for a protein of 343 amino acids.
GCGGGCACACAGCCGCCCUAGCGACGGGCGCCUCGUUGCUAAGGGACGGCCUGAGGGACGGAUUCCUGCGCGCAUGGAGGUUGCAGACCCCAGGCCUCUUCAGCCACCCUGCCUCAGCCCCUGACAUGACUAGCAAGGGUCUAUCUGAAUCAUUUCUCCCAGAACAAUCUUUGGACAUCUUCAGCUAUAUGCAUUUACCACACAGAUCUGGUAGGAUUUGGGAUCCCCAGGAAUGCCAACUCAGAUGUGCCAGCAGUGGCAGGUGGCAUUGGCAAAGGUGUUGACUGAAUGCUUUGAACCAUGGGCAAGCUCCAGAGCAAAAUCAAACAUAACACCUACAAAUACAGAGCUGAAGCACACGUGGAGGAGAAUGGUCCUGCUAAAGUGGUCCAGGAGUACAAAGGAGCCCACGUGGAUGCUGUCAACUCAGUCACUGCGCUGAAUUCAGACCUUUGUGUUUCUGGAGGAAAAGAUAAGAUGGUUGUGGCCUACAAUUGGAGAUCUGGAGAUAUAAUGAAGCAGUUCAAAGGACACGAACGGGAAAUCACCAAGGUAGCCUGUGUUUUUGGAUCAAACCAGUUUUUCAGUGCAUCUCGUGACAAGACAGCAAUACUAUGGGAGUUGAAUGGAAAUUCGCAACCAGUACAACAGUUUCUGGGCCAUGAUAUGGUUGUUACUGGAUUAGCUGUGAGUCCAGAUUCUUCACAGAUAUGUACUGGUUCUCGGGACAAUAGUCUCUGCAUGUGGGAUAUAAAGACUGGAGAAUGUCUUCAGAAAACUACCAUUUCAAGAAACCUGGUCACUCAUCUGUGCUGGGUCCCUGGAGAACCACUUCUUCUCCAAACCUCUGAGGAUAAAAGCAUCAGAAUUUGGGACAGUCGGAGAUUGCAAGUAGCUCAUAAAUUUCCAGUAAAGCAGCAUAUUCAGACCUACUGUGACGUCAGUCCAGAUGGAUAUAACUGUGUCUCCUGUAGCAGUGGCUUUGGAGGGGAAGGCUGUGAAGCAACAUUGUGGGACCUAAGACAGACUAGAAGUAAAAUAUGUGAGUACAAAGGACAUUUCCAGACAGUGACCUCCUGUGUCUUCCUGCCGAAUGGGUUAUCUCUGAUACCAGCAAUUGCCACCUCAUCAUACGACAACAAGGUGAAGAUUUGGAACAAAGAUACUGGAGCCUGCCUUUUUACCCUACCUCUGGAUGGAUCCGGCCCUUUGGUUUCCUUGGCCGUCUGUGACACCUCCUCCCUACUUUGUGCAAGUUUCAACUCUGGAAUUCACUUACUCAGGAUCAGUAACAGCAAAGGGCUGCAGAUACAAGAAGUGGCCAAGUUUUGAUGCUCCGUUACCUUCCUUUGUAUAGGGAGCUCAGGCAAAAACAAAUCCUGGAACCUCUUCUCUCAGUGUAAGCUUUCUUUCAGUUGUGACCAUGCCACUGAGGAGGGCAUAAGGAACACAUUUAGGAGUGAUACACAGGUGUUAGCUCAGAGGUUGAAAUAAGCCCACUGUUUCAAAAAAACUCUUUGUCCCACCAUCCAAAAGUAAGUUUAUUCCUCAAGAUUUGCCCACUUUGUUUGUGAUAGGUGAAAGGUAGAUAGGGACCAGGUGGAGAGCCUCCCCUUGCUGAUGCCAGUCAGUACCUUCUCUGAAACUUAUCAUCUUAGAAAGCCACCCAGAGGUUAAGGGACUUGCUCCAGGUCACCUAGCCAGGAUGGGUCAGAGGUAGGACAUAUAAGCAGUUCUUCCUGACUUAGAGGCCAUCCUCAUGCCAGAGGAAGAUGUAGGCAGAAUUAGGAAGGAACAAAUAAACGUCCUAGUGGAGCUAGGUGAAAAUGUGUCUAGGCCCCUCAGAUUCUGUUCAGCGUCCCAAUUAGGCCUUUAUCCUCAGUGGAGAGAAGUCCUGGAUAUUUGGGUCCAUGCUUCUUCCCUUCUCCUUUGACUCUGACCCCAUUCCUGCAAGGUCUCCUAGGUCCAUGGCAACUAUGAUAGAGAAUAGGAGAAGCAGUAAGAAGUAUGAAUAUUUGAAUGAAUUCUAACUCAAGAAGUAAAAUAGCAGUGAAUAUCAGGGAAAUAACUAGUUAGAGUGAUGGGUUUGGAGAAUAGGCUGACGAUUACCUUAUUAGAGGAUUUUAAUCUUCUUAGAUUCACCCCAUGCAGCAAAACUUACAGAAUAGAAAUGGAACCUAUGGAACCUACUAUCAACAGUGCUCUGUUCCAGGGCCUACUCCAGAGAGGGGCUACCUGUUUUGUAUCUGAAAUUCCCAUAAAAACAUUCACCAACCGGGGUUGGCUUUGGAUCCUGGGGUUACUGGAUCUUUAUAUAGAGGUGCUUCUCUCUCUUUUCCCAUUCACAGCUGUAGCAUUAGGUUGCCUUAUUCUUACCAGGUUACAGAAACCAAAUGGUACAGAAGCUUAGGCAGCAAAGGUCAGUAAGUAUAAAGAGGGAAAUUGAAUCAGAGGUAGCAGCAGAGAGGAAUCACAUGCUUUUUUUUCCACAAAUUUUCUUUUUUUAAAAUUCCGAGCUUAGUGUACUCGAAAUAAAAUGAGCAUUUCUUUAUGUAAAAUAGAACAGAAAAAAGGGGAUCAUACGUGAAACUAAAAAUUUCACACAUAUUGCUUACUUUUGAUUUUCAAAACUUUCUUGCUGUUUCCUUUUGUCUUUCCUUUUUCUGGUACAUUUUUAAAAGGUGCUUCAAUUAUCUCUUCUUUUUUUCUUUUUUGGCACCCCUAUUACUACCUUCCUUUUUCUCUCCUCCCCCAUUGAAAAAAGAAAAACAAAAGUCUUGUAAUGUAUACAUAAUCAAGGGGGAAAAAAUUCCUACGUUGGCCAUGUCUUUGUAUGUUUCUUUCUGAACCAUGAUUUUAUUACCUCUCUGUCGGGAAGGGGGAAGCAAAGCUUUCAUGGACACAGAGCAAAAAAACUUAUUCUUCAUAUACAAAUUCCCACUUUCCUACCUGCAAAUACCACUAAAAUGUUAAUCCCAAAUUUUCUAAGUAGUUUACCCCAAGUUAUGUUGAAUUUAAUCAAAGGUUUCUUAGCGGUAAACCUUAAUCCCAAUUUUCAUUUCUCGUUUUCUUUUUGGAGGGGGAAGGCAGGACAAUUGGGGUUAAGUGACAUGCCUAAGGUCACACAGCUAGUAAGUGUGUCAAGUGUCUGAGGCCGGAUUUGAACUCAGGUCCUCCUAACUACAGGGCUGGUGCUCUACUCACUUCCCCACGUAGGUGCCCCAAUCCCAGUUUUCAAUCAGGGUUUUUAUACACCCAUUUAGAGCAGCCUUCCUUGCUCUGUGAAAUAUAGACUGUUCCAGUCUUCAGGCAAGACGCAUUUAAAUCAUAUCACACAAACUUAUUUUCUCCUAUAGUAGGAUAUUACAUACUCUUUGCUCUCUGUCAUUCUCUCUCGCUCUCUUUUGUCUUUCUUUUCUUGCUAUUUUAUUCUGUCACAUACCACUAUAUUUCAACAUCCCUAAUAAGCCACCUGAAUUCUCUUGGUACAGUUUAAGCAUCUUGUAUUGUUUUCUCUUCAGUGGAGAUGGAGGAAUAGAUUACCGUCCUCUGUAAAACAACCAAACUUUCUUUUCUCCAGGUUAAAUAAUUUUGAUUGUUUUAGCCUUUCCUCAUAACUCUUAUUUUCCAAUUUUGUUAUUUCCCUCUGAAUCCUGUCUGUAGUCUGUCUCAUGUUAUACAGCUCCAUAUUUAAACAAUCCCAUUAACCUUAGCAAACGUGUGUAUAAUGUCUUCUCAGUGUAAGGUAUUAUUACAGUGGGUGCUGAGGGUACAAGAAGUAAAAACAAUAUGGCCCCUGUUCUCAAGGAACCUGCUGUCUAAGGUAUCUUAAGGGUGUACUUCCAUGUAUGUGUCUUUUAAGAUAGCUAGAUACAAGGUGGAUUGCAACGAGGGCCAAGAGGGGCUAAAUGGCACAUAAAAAGAGCGGAAAGGCGUGCUAAUGAUGUCAGACAUUUUGCCUGAUUAUCUUUCUGCUUCAUUUGGAGCCCAAACCUGUGCAUUCAAGACGUUUGGCUGCCUGAAAUCUCUCUGACAUUUGUCAGGGCGCCAUUCUGUAGUUGAUAUCCUUUUAUUCCUAGAAGUGGGAGAGAGAUCAAGUAGGGAGAACAAGGGGCAGGCUCAAUCAGGAAAAUUGAAGUCGGUCGGGGCCAGCCAUGAUAGACCUGAAAGAAUUUAAAGGAAGAAAACCUGCUGAUUUAGCUCUCAAGAAAAUUGCCUUAUCAGGCCAACAGUUUCUCUCUCUAGCUCUAGUACUAGAGUAACCAUGGCAGCAGCUCCUGCUUCACUGGUCUGUGCAGGACCUAGAACUGAGACGUAAUAUUGGUGUAGUAAAAAGAGCACUGGAUUUGGAAUCAGAGGAUUUGGAUUCGGAGCUCAGUUCUGCUGCUCACUAGGUGACCUUGGGUAAAUCACUUCACUUCUCUGGGCCUCAGUUUCCUCUUCUGUAAAAUGAGGAGGUGGAACUAAUUGAUUUCUAAGGUCUCUUUUGUCUCCAAAUCCUCUGACUUAUAUAAAGUUUUACUUGAAAAAAAAAAUGUUAAACUACUAAUGGCUGAUUAGGAUCCCAUUUCCAGUGUUUGCCUAAGCUGUGUGCUAAAGACUGAUAUAAGUUGCUUACCAGUGUAUUUCUAUCUAAUUCAGUGAAUGUUUUUUGAGCACCUACUGUACACAAGUUCCUUUCAGUCAGUUCUAACUACCCUGAGCCAGAUUGUCCAAGUGCCCAAAGGUCCCUCUCUUGGAAACAGCACAAACUCUUUUCGACCAAGAACAGUUUUCUAAGUCGCUGCUUCAGUUACCAAACAAAUUCCUAGCUCCCGAAGAGGGUUGGUUUGUUCUCAGGUAAUGGUUUUGGCACUUGAAAAAUCUGACCUACUGUAUCCUAAGGGUAGUGUGACUGCAAAUGGUUUUUUUUUUUGGAAAUGUGAGUGAACAGAAAAUGUUCUGGGUUUCCAUGCAGAGCUCAUAUUGAAUCCCUUGAUACCGACUCGGGGAAAGGAAUUUAUCUUGAUUUUUGUUUUUAAAUGUGAUUUUAAAAUUAAAUAACUGUUUUUAUAUUUGUACUGUGGUUGAUAACCAGUGAUAAUGUAUUAACUACUUCGCAUAGGCAGGUUCAAUGUGAAUUUUUAAGUCUGUUCACGAGGUGCUUGGUGAACUGUAUCAAAUAAGUCACUCAACACGUAUUUAUUGAAAAUGUACCAUAUCCAAGGCACCAGUGGCACUUUUGUUUGGUAUUGUGAAACCUCAGCAAAUGUUUUUUAGAGAUUGAACACUUAUUUCAUGUGGUGUGUUUUUUGUAUUAAAUACUAAUGAGUUAAAAUAAAUGAAUUAAGUCGAAAACCCAGAC